Molecule: messenger RNA, 2886 nt
Organism: Nothobranchius furzeri (turquoise killifish)
Lineage: Eukaryota; Metazoa; Chordata; Actinopteri; Cyprinodontiformes; Nothobranchiidae
Source: RefSeq, a predicted model, not a curated record
GCCAUGUAGGUGAGAGGCUCGUCUACUAGGAAGUUGUUUCGGUGGCAAGGUGCGAACAUGCCUUCAAAUCGAAGUCAGGUCAGGCGGCGUUUACAUUAGGACACAUCCAAUAACCAGAAAAGAAACACAGCCAGAAAGCAAUCAUGAGCGUAGGAAUGUGGGUGACUGGGGCGUUUCCAUGUGUUUUGGCCAUUCAUCGGUUGUUCAGGAGCCUUACAGCGGAGGGGAAGAAGCUGUUUUUGUGGCGUGAGGUUCUAGUCUGGAAGGACCGGAACUUCCUCCCUGAAAUUAGGGUUUCUAAAGGGCCAUUCCCAUCUGUACCGGGUCGGCCCGGGCCGGGUAGCCCCAGUCGGCCCCAGCCUGGCCCGGUUGAUUCCACACAUCCUUGUCUUAAGCCCAUGUGGGCUGAUUCUACCCACCAAUCAGAGGCUUGCUCUAAUGGAAGGUGUGAAUUUGCUGUCAGCAGUGGGUGUGUUGGCCCUGGUCGGCCUGAAGCAGACCCCCUGAGAAUGAGCCUUGGUUGGCCCGGAAAAAUACCAGGCCACCCAGAUAUGUAAACAACCUACGCUACCCGGCCCGGGCCGACCCGGUACAGAUGGGAAUGGCCCAUAACAGUCCAUGACCAGGGCUGUUAUCCGACCUGCACGUUUCAGAACCCUGGAGUUGUACAGGUCGUACGGAUGGAAGGCCGCAUCCGAUUAUUUUCUCCCCUGAGCGAGCUGCCCGUUGCAGUCUUUGUCCCUGGCAGCGGCUCCUGCGUGGCGAGUACUGAUUCGAUGAGGGCCGUGUAGAACUGGAUCAUCGUGGCUGGCAUGCAGAGCUUCCUCAGCUGAUGCAGAAAGAACAUCCUUUGCUGGGCCUUCCUGAUGAGGGUGUUGAUGGACACCUCCCACUUGAGUUUAUGGGUGAUGGUGGACCCGAGGAAGCGAAAGGAGUUCACGGUUUAAAUCUGCUUGCCUGUCAGGGUUAUGCUGGGCAGUGGAGCCGGUGUUCUCCUGAAGUCUACAAUCAUCUCCGUCUUCUGCUUGUUCAGCUAAAGGUUGUCUGAUCGGUGUGACCUGCCCAACAUCGUCACUGCUUCCCGUUCUCCAAGAUCAUCAUCAGCUCGCGUAGGCCUCACCGCCGCGGGGACCGGAGCUUUUAGUCGUUCUGCUCCUCGGCUCUGGAAGCCGCCUCCUGCUAUCAUUAGAAACAUCGACUCUUACUUCAAGACCCAGCUCUAAACACAUUAGACGGGUUUUGGAUAAAGACCGACUUUAGCACAUAUGCUCUGCUUUUACUCUUCGUUGCUGUAUUAAUGUUUAUUUUUAUGCUCUUUCGGUUUUAUUCUGAAAGGUGACCUUUGGUUUUAGAAAGGCGCCUUUAAAACUGCAAAAGCUAAUUUACAGAACAAGCUUUUAAAGACGGAACUUGCACCCCUCCCGUUGGCUAUCGUCCCUGGGACACAUCCGCCAGAACUGGACCCCGCAUUACCAGAGGAGACGAAAUGGCACUAAACACCAGUCGUCGUUUUUUAAGGCCCAAACGUCGUUUGUUGUCUGUGACUUCAACUGGUGCUUUUCUUUUUGGGACUCUGGUAGUUUGUCCUAAAGCUGAAGUGGUAGCAGCCGGCUGUUUCUCCUUCUCUGACGUUACUGAGCAGAGAACCUCUCACACCGGUGGUGUUCUGCUGCUAAGGGAGUGUGUGAUGAGUGGAGGACCCAGGGAAGUUGGGCAGGACGGUCCGAUGCAUUCCUGGUAUGAGCUAAUCUCUACAAACCACCUGCAGCUAUGCUGCUUGUUCUGUUGAGUUGCAGCUUUAAAUAAAACAAGUUAUUUAUGUUAUUAACCAAUCCUGGUCCUCCAGGACCCCCACCUCGCCUGUUGUAGUUGUUUCUCUGCUUAAUCACACCUGAUUAUAAUCAGCAGGUGAUCAACAGGUUGAACAGUCAGCGGGUCAGGUGUGUUGGAGCAGAGAAACAACUACAACAGGAUGGAUAAUGGCUUUCUAGGAAAAGGCUUAAACCAGGAGUAUUCGGUUCUGGUCCUGGAGGGCCGGUAUCCAGCAUGUUUUAGUGGUUUCUCUGCUCCACCUGAUUCAGUGGUUAACUCACCUGUGCAGCAGCUCACCAGAGGCCUGUUAAUCACCUGCUGAUUGAAGUCAGGUGUGUUGAAGCCGGGUUAAAACUAAAAUGUGAUGGAUACCAAAGCCAUUACCCCAGGCUUAAACCCUGGAGCUGACUGAUGAAGCACAGGUGAGCCUGUCUGUCAUAUUUUAGCUCCGCCUACCAGGAACAAACGGCUAGUUUGGUACAAACAUUGGUACAAAUGACAAGAAUAAAGAGAAGCUUCAGUGGUGACUGGACCAGAGGAGCCUGGCCUUCUGCUGGGAGCUCGUCACCAUCAGGGUCCAGAGGAGCAUUUGAGAGAAGUGGAGGCAAGGGGGCUUAUCCUGGAGAAAGUCCAGGUGCACCAGGCCGAGAGAGGAAGAAGAGGAGUAGUCGGAGGGGCAACGCUGGGCUAAGGUCACCAGAGGCCAAGGAGAGACGAGAGUGGCAGACUGGACAGCCAGAAGAGCCUGCCGGAGAUGAUGUAAUCUCAAGGAGAAGAGGAAACACGUGACUAGAUGCUAAGCUCCAGCAGCAGGAUGGGGGUGUUGCCAUGGAGAUGCAACCCCCUGAAGAACGCAGAGGGGAGGAGGGACAGAGUGUGAAGAGAGUUUGAUGGGAUGAGUGAGAGUGAGUCAUGGACUGAGCUUUUUGGAGGGGGCUUGAUGAGUGGAGGUUGAGCUGGGCUUCCUUGCAGAAGAGUUUGUGAUUGUGUCUGUGUGACCCGCUGCGACGGGAUUUUCAUCUCUAUCGGUUUGUGGAAUAAAAUCUGUUUCUCACUGCGAGGAACUUCAAACGA